Messenger RNA from Lipotes vexillifer (Yangtze River dolphin), 427 nucleotides. RefSeq names its product THO complex subunit 3-like. The record is from RefSeq and is a predicted model, not a curated record. The transcript is spliced from 3 exons. Gene Ontology annotation, biological process: mRNA export from nucleus. Gene Ontology annotation, molecular function: protein binding. Lineage: Eukaryota; Metazoa; Chordata; Mammalia; Artiodactyla; Lipotidae. The annotation marks the transcript as partial. Gene Ontology annotation, cellular component: THO complex part of transcription export complex.
CUACCCAGAGCUGAAGCCUGUGCAGUCUAUCAACGCCCAUCCAUCCAACUGCAUCUGUAUCAAGUUUGACCCCAUGGGGAAGUAUUUUGCCACAGGAAGCGCAGAUGCUUUGGUCAGCCUCUGGGAUGUAGAUGAGUUAGUGUGUGUUCGGUGCUUUUCCAGGCUGGAUUGGCCUGUGAGGACCCUCAGUUUUAGCCAUGAUGGGAAAAUGCUGGCAUCGGCAUCGGAAGAUCAUUUCAUCGACAUUGCUGAAGUAGAGACAGGAGACAAGCUGUGGGAGGUACAGUGUGAGUCCCCCACCUUCACCGUGGCUUGGCACCCCAAAAGGCCUCUGCUGGCAUUUGCCUGUGAUGACAAAGAUGGCAAAUAUGACAGCAGUCGGGAAGCUGGAACUGUGAAACUUUUUGGGCUUCCUAAUGAUUCCUGA